Messenger RNA from Cavia porcellus (domestic guinea pig), 2162 nucleotides. It is a transcript of the gene Pah, whose product is annotated as phenylalanine hydroxylase. Gene Ontology annotation, molecular function: phenylalanine 4-monooxygenase activity; iron ion binding. Gene Ontology annotation, biological process: L-phenylalanine catabolic process; L-tyrosine biosynthetic process. The record is from RefSeq and is a predicted model, not a curated record. The transcript is spliced from 13 exons. NCBI's taxonomy places the organism in Eukaryota, Metazoa, Chordata, Mammalia, Rodentia, Caviidae. The coding region runs from base 246 to 1604 and encodes 452 amino acids.
CAGUAGCCUUGGGGACUCUGGCCACUGCCUCUGUCUGGAGUGGGCUGCCAAGGGCAGCCUCCUGGUCCCUCCUCUCACCCUGCUGCGUCAGGACAACGCCCACCACCCACCCACCGGGUGGCUGUGACCCUGCAGGUGACACAACAAGACACGCCCUUGGCCAAGUUAAAACAAUCAACCCAGAGCUGGCCCAGACUUGAUGGGACUGUCGUUUGGUGCUGGAGCCAGUGCUGCUGGCAGCCAGCAUGUCAGCCGUGGUCGUGGAGGGCAGAGGCUUCGGCCGAAAAUUCUCGGACUUUGGACAGGAAACGAGCUACAUUGAGGACAACUCGAGCCAACACAGUGCCAUCUCCCUGAUCUUCUCCCUCAAAGAAGAAGUCGGUGCACUAGCCAGAGUCUUGCGCUUGUUCGAGGAGAAUGACAUCAACCUGACUCACAUCGAAUCCAGGCCGUCGCGCGUAAACAAGGACGAGUACGAGUUUUUCACCCACCUGGACAAGCGCAGCGUGCCCGCCCUGCCCAGCAUCAUCCAGAGCCUGCGGCAGGACAUCGGCGCCACUGUCCACGAGCUCUCCCGGGAGAAGAAGGAGGACACCGUGCCCUGGUUCCCAAGGACCAUCCAGGAGCUGGACAGAUUCGCCAACCAGAUUCUCAGCUAUGGGGCGGAGCUGGAUGCGGACCACCCGGGCUUCAAGGAUCCCGUGUACCGAGCACGACGGAAGCACUUUGCUGACAUUGCCUAUAACUACCGCCAUGGGCAGCCCAUCCCCCGCGUGGAGUACACGGAGGAAGAGAAGAAGACCUGGGGGACGGUGUUCAGGACCCUGAAGUCCUUGUAUAAGACGCACGCGUGCCACGAGCACAAUCACAUCUUCCCGCUUCUGGAGAAGUACUGUGGCUUCCGCGAAGACAACAUCCCGCAGCUGGAAGAGGUCUCCCAGUUCCUGCAGACCUGCACCGGCUUCCGCCUGCGGCCCGUGGCUGGCCUGCUGUCCUCUCGAGACUUCCUGGGCGGCCUGGCCUUCAGGGUCUUCCACUGCACGCAGUACAUCAGGCACGGGUCCAAGCCCAUGUACACGCCUGAGCCGGACAUCUGCCACGAGCUGCUGGGCCAUGUGCCCUUGUUUUCGGAUCGCAGCUUUGCCCAGUUUUCCCAGGAAAUCGGCCUUGCUUCACUGGGCGCCCCUGAUGAGUACAUCGAGAAGCUGGCCACCAUCUACUGGUUUACUGUGGAGUUUGGGCUCUGCAAACAAGGAGACUCCAUCAAGGCCUACGGCGCUGGGCUCCUGUCCUCCUUCGGGGAAUUACAGUACUGCUUGUCGGACAAGCCGAAGCUCCUGCCCCUGGAGAUGGAGAAGACGGCAGUGCAGCCGUACCCCGUCACCGAGUUCCAGCCCGUCUACUACGUGGCUGAGAGUUUCAGUGAUGCCCAGGAGAAAGUGAGGAACUUCGCUGCCACCAUCCCCCGGCCCUUCUCAGUUCAUUACAACCCCUACACCCAGAGGAUCGAGGUCUUGGACAACGCCCAGCAGCUGAAGAUCCUGGCGGACUCCAUCAACAGUGAAGUUGGAAUCCUUUGCAGUGCUCUGCAGAAAAUAAAGUGACCCUGCGGACAGAACUCAGUGUCAGCUGAGGAUCCGGGGAUGGAACCCCAACAUUCCUGCCACCCAAAAACUCUGAAAAGCAAACCUUAAUUUCAAAUAACAGCUUUGAGUCUCUUGGGGACCAAAGUGGAGGAUCAACAAAUAAGAAAAUGAAUCUGAAAUCAUAGUUCAUCACACUUCUGUCAAGAGCUAAUGAUGGAUCCGGGGUGUCCUCUUUGAUCUAGAGAUGAUCGUGUCAUACUUUCCGUUCAGCCCCAGCAGCAGCCUGUUUCUUUCAUCAAGGUUAAUUAAAAUUUGGGAGCUUCCAUUUUCAGGUUUCCUUUGUUACCUGCCCUAGCGAACUCCUGAAGGAGCACAUGCAGCUAAAUGCAAAAUACAGAACUUUUAUUGGAAUUGAAUUAUCUGACAGAGUAAAUCUUAAUCUACAAAGUUCAUUUUCUAUUUUCACUAACUGUGAUUCCAGUUAUGGCUUUGUUACUAUGCUUAUGUAAAUUUUCUUUAAUCUGAGAACCCAUUAAAAUAGUUACAAACAUUAAAUUUUUCCAGCAUGACUCAAAA